Penicillium atrosanguineum is the source of this 1641-nucleotide messenger RNA. RefSeq names its product putative C2H2 finger domain protein. The transcript is spliced from 2 exons. Bases 1 to 1641 code for a protein of 546 amino acids. The record is from RefSeq and is a predicted model, not a curated record. Lineage: Eukaryota; Fungi; Ascomycota; Eurotiomycetes; Eurotiales; Aspergillaceae.
AUGCUUAAACCAUUUAACGCCUCCAAUCCGGGAACUAGGGAACAGCCCGCGGCGUUUUUACCGUUUUUGCCUCUAGCUGCACCACAGCCGGGAGAGGACGGAAGACCUGGCAGCUACGCAAACGGGGCUCUUCAUAGUUCAAUUCAAAACAUCUGGGACAUCCCAGAUGUAUGGGCAAACGGGCCGCCACUGGUAGAAACCCCGCCUGAUACACAGGCUCCAACUGCGAAAAGGCGGCGACUUCAACAUGGCACUAAGCACGCGGUCAAUCCUUUCAAUGGUAUACAGGAAUUCUCGAAAAAUGCUCACCGUUCUCAUUCUCGGGCGCACCUCAAAAUGAGAAAUAACCUUGUUGAGUCAAUCGAUGCUAAAGACGCAGCUCUUAAAGAGUCCUAUGAUCCUGCUACUAUCGCACGGGAUAUUUUGAUAAACGCGGAUAAGCAUCCCACUGAGCCUAAUUUGAACCAUCAUUUGGAAAUACUCAGUCAGAAGAUACCCUCCGUCACCAUCACUUCUGAUUUGGCAACACUUCGCUGGGAUCUGCUUGACCCCGUGGGACCACGUGACAUUCCUCAAGGCUCGCCUGCUCCGUCGCGUCCGAACGCUCUUGGCGCGUUGCCAUUUGUACCUCCAUCUUACCAUUCUCGACAAUUACCGUCGCCUCCUGCCCCUGCUCCUGUUCUCAAAUUCGCGCGUCCCACCCUUCAACCCCCUCCUCGGCCCCUUCCUUCCUCUUCGCCUCCACUCCUACGUUCGGCCCCGCCUCCGAUGUUUACAAGGCCGUCCGUACCAACGCCAAAUUCAACUCCGACGCCGACGCCGGCGCCGGUGCGACAGUCUGUGGUAGAGCUACCAUCCAGCUCAAAGCAAACACCGGCGCCGAUACCGCCACAGACAACUAAACCAGCAUCACCUUCAAGGUCCAGCCCAAGACCAAGACAGGCUUCGAAUACAUCGAACCUAAACGUGCCAUCACAGUCCCCGCUUAAACCCCCUCGCACGCAAAUGCAGGUGGUGAUCCCAACGAGCCCUCGCGGACCCCCUCACAAGAAAGGCCACGUCGGUCGGCCCGGGAAGACUGCCCCGAGUAAGAGCCACUUACUGGGGACCAUUCACCACAAGUCGACAGUCUCAUACCCAGUCUUUCACUGCAAAUGGUUGGAUUGUGAGGCAGAGCUCCACAACCUGCAGACUCUUCAAAGCCAUGUCCUCAAGGUUCAUAUUCCGCACAACCUUCAAUGUGGGUGGGGAGAAUGUGCCGACCCAACCCCGCGGGCUGCAGCCAACAUGUGGGAGCAUGUUACCUCGCAGCAUCUCGAAGAAGCGGCCUGGGCCUCUGGCGACGGUCCAGUGAUUCGUUCUGCGGACGACUAUGAAUCAUCCGGGUUCCCGCUUUCUUUGCGGAAUCCUCGCCCGGGCACCAUGACCCUUCCAGCUAACGAAAACACCAUCGACGCCUUCAGUCGCGUUCACGGCCCUUACAACCACAAGGAAAAGGCGGGGAAAUUCCGAGACGGAGGCAUUCGCUGGAAGGUGGGAACGGGGGUCGAUACGGAUGCGAGCAACCGAAGCCUCUCCCAGCCGGCCAUGCAGCCUUUUGUGCCCGACCUGGAGAGAGCGAUAACGAUCAAUAACCCUUGA